GCCAAUGGAAGAGACGCACCGCUCGUCUAUUGGACCAAAGGCGCUGUGGGCGCAUAGAAGACGCGCCUACCGAGGCUUAAAGACUUUUUUUUUCCGGGACAGGAGACAUGAGGUUCCCAGACACCUGUCAGGAGGACUCCACAUCCAAAGGCUGUAUGUGAGGCAACUGGAGGCUGCGUGUUUGGCAAUGGACGCGCUGUUAUCGUUAUCAUAGCCGCUCUGUGACCGAGGAGCGCGAAGUUAUCCUGCUGCUCUGUGGUUUGCCUUUGUGUUAUUCUUCCUGUUUUGUCAUUAUUUCCAAGCCGCAUGAGUUCGCCGCUGUUUCUAGGCCAGCUGGCCGGGGUUCCGUUAGAAAUAAUGCAUCCCACAAUGGAGAAAGACACGACUUACACCAAGAUUUUUGUCGGCGGGUUGCCGUAUCACACCAACGACGCUUCACUUCGGAAAUAUUUCGAGACUUUCGGGGACAUCGACGAGGCGGUGGUAAUCACAGACAAACAGACGGGCAAGUCCAGAGGAUACGGCUUUGUGACCAUGGUGGACAGGGGGGCAGCAGAGCGGGCGUGCAAAGACGCGAACCCCAUCAUCGACGGCAGGAAGGCCAACGUGAACCUGGCCUACCUGGGAGCGAAACCUCGCAGCUCGCAGACAAGUCUCUCUGUUGGAGUUCAGCAAGUCCAUCCUACGUGGGCUCAGAGGCAAUAUGGGCUCGCCCAGCAGUACGUCUACCCCCAGGCCGUCCUCCAGCCCAGCCUGGUGCUGCAGUCCCAGCUCAGCCCCACUGCAGCAGCGCUCGCCUCCCCCUACCUGGACUACAACUCCGCCUACAGCCAAUAUGCCCCCACAGGACUGGAGCAGUACCCCUACACCCCCUCUCCAUCUCUCGCCACUGGCUACCUCAGCUACAGCUUCUCCCCGGGCACUCCAGCGCCCACACUCACCGCAUCCCCGACCCCUCCGGCAGCCAUCCAUCCUCCUCUGGCUGCACUCACCACCAUGUCUGCAGCCCCUCAGGCCUUCCUCCACUACCCUGUGCACCAGCCCGACCGCAUGCAGUGAGCAGCUCCUACUGGGGCUGGAGCUGCCGAACUGAUGAUUCAAUACAGCACGACUGCUGACCUGUGACAUCAUCAGGAUGAGACUGGAUACCGAAAGAGAGUGUGAUGUAAUCAAAAGGGCUUUAAGAAAGCACUCUCAUUUCAGUUUUUAUAAAUACAUAUAUUAUAUAUUAUUGUUGUAAUAGUUAAUGAAAAUGUUCUAUUGCUACCGUCAUCAGCAUACGAUCUGAAUGUUUUUCAUAAGAAGUCAGGGACUGGGAUGAGAUGACAUCUCUUCAGGACGUUCCUCUCUUACCCCUAAGCCUCCACCUGAGGCUGGACGCGGGCUGAGUCCUGGACAGUGGAUGGGUAAAGACGAUGAGAAAUACAUCUGUUUGACAUGAUGCUGCGGCUGCAGUUUCCCCAAAAAGUACUGAGAUGAAUGCUGGAUAUUAGCCAAGCUGAGAGCCAGUUCCUCUUUCAGAAACGCAGAUCCAGUUACCUCCCUCUUCAAGGUUACCUUUCUGUCUAUGGCCUUAGAGAUCUCUUUCUUUCUCUACCUGGUCUACUUUGUGUUUGUCAUUUUCAUUAGUCUCUCAUUUGAGUUGAGAAAAAAAAAGGCUGCGUGUUCCCUUUUGUUCCUGUUAUCUACAACUGGCAAGUCAUUACACGGUGAUAAUCACAGUUUAACAGAAUAUGCAAUAAAGAUGACAAAGGAUGAAUAAGGUAGACAACACUGGUAUUUUGUUUUUGUAUUUCUACUGCUAAAACAUUACCCAGAGAACGAUUUUGUUAACACUUAAAACACAGUAGUCAUUACGUGAAAUUCCUGCAGCUGCUCAUUUGACUGUUUUUGACCUGUAACUUUUGGAAUGUCUGGUCUGUUCAGUUUUCUGAUACCUAAAUUACAAAGUUGUCAAUACAUAUCAAGUACAUGUGUAUGGAUGUAGGUGUCAAGAUGUAUGUUGUUACUGAGUAUGAGCGUAUUUGUUUCUGUGUGUUUGUGUGAGUGAGAGAAAUAGAGCGAUGCAGUAUACGCCAGUGUCAGGACCGAGCUCCUUUUCCAGCCCAUUGUACUGGUCAGAGUUGUUUCUUUGUUUUUGGUUUUUUUUCCCCCCAGCUGCAGAAAACAGACAGAUGCUUUAGCGAUGACACUGGAGUCUCACGGUGCUGUGGCACCGCCUUAGUAGUCAUAAAGCCAUACAUCACAUUUAAAACAAAUAUGCAAAAUAAAAUGAAUAUUUCUCAAACAUG
Molecule: messenger RNA, 2291 nt
Organism: Scatophagus argus
Lineage: Eukaryota; Metazoa; Chordata; Actinopteri; Scatophagidae
Gene: rbm38
Product: RNA binding motif protein 38
Exons: 4
Coding region: 307-1059 (250 amino acids)
Cellular component (GO): cytosol
Molecular function (GO): RNA binding
Source: RefSeq, a predicted model, not a curated record